Molecule: messenger RNA, 1168 nt
Organism: Fragaria vesca subsp. vesca
Lineage: Eukaryota; Viridiplantae; Streptophyta; Magnoliopsida; Rosales; Rosaceae
Product: two-component response regulator ARR3-like
Exons: 4
Coding region: 200-922 (240 amino acids)
Biological process (GO): cytokinin-activated signaling pathway; phosphorelay signal transduction system
Source: RefSeq, a predicted model, not a curated record
GACACAGACAGAUAGACAUUACCUUAUUAUUUACAUUUCCUAUUUCCUCAUUUCCAUCACUACUCGUAUAUAACAUUGGCCUUUGAAGCUGAGCAAGCUUUUUCUUGUUGCUUUGCCUCUUCUUCUUCUUCAUCUUCAAGCUUUACAGGAGAGAAAAACAAAGCAGCAAUUAAUCCGGCUUGUCCGAUUCUAUUCCUAUAUGGCCAGGACCGGUGUCGUUUCGUGGCGGAGGAGGUCGGAGAAGCUGGAAGGUUUGGAUCUCUCCAGUUCCGAAGAAGCUCACGUCCUCGCCGUCGAUGACAGCCUCGUCGAUCGCAAGGUCAUUGAGCGCUUGCUUAGAAUCUCCUCUUGCAAAGUGACCGCUGUGGACAGUGGUAUGAGAGCUCUGCAAUUCUUAGGUUUGGACGAGGAGAAGAGCACCUCAGUUGGUUUUGAUGGAUUGAAAGUGGAUCUGAUUAUCACUGAUUACUGCAUGCCUGGUAUGACCGGGUACGAAUUGCUCAAGAAAAUCAAGGAAUCCUCGACUUUUAAAGAGAUUCCGGUGGUGAUUAUGUCGUCUGAGAACGUUUUGGCGCGCAUAGACAGGUGUUUGGAAGAAGGAGCAGAAGAUUUCAUAGUGAAGCCGGUGAAGUUAUCGGACGUGAAAAGGCUUAAAGAUUUCAUGAUGACGAAAGACGUGGUUGCCGGAGGAGUAGAAGAGAGUGGGAUCAACAAGAGAAAGCUAAGAGAACCUUCACCUUCCGAUGAGCCUCCUUCUCCGCCGUCAAUUUUACCGUCAUCACCAACGUCAGCCCUCUCAUCAUCGUCGCCGUCACCAUCACCGUCACCGCCUCUUUCAACAUCGUCCUCGUUCUCAGCUCCAUCGUCGCCCACGUCCCUUGAUUCCCCAAUCACACGGCUCAAAAUGACCAACACUGAUUAGAUCACCAGGCCAGAACCGACCCGACCCGACCCAUACCCUUGGCAACUCACUUUUUUUCGGGUCGAAAACCGCAACUACCCGUUUUAACGGUUUUUGUUGAAUUUACUUUUCUUUUUUUUUCCUGUGUUUUUUUUGUUUGCCUUGAUUUUGUUUGUUUGUUCACUUUGUUGAUAUGUGACUGUGAGUUACACUCAUUAAUACUACUGAUUACUAAUUACAUUCAUAAUCUUAGAUCGAUUAUGUUAA